This is a messenger RNA of Pistacia vera, 1552 nucleotides long. RefSeq names its product transcription factor bHLH87. Gene Ontology annotation, biological process: regulation of DNA-templated transcription. Lineage: Eukaryota; Viridiplantae; Streptophyta; Magnoliopsida; Sapindales; Anacardiaceae. The record is from RefSeq and is a predicted model, not a curated record. Gene Ontology annotation, molecular function: protein dimerization activity; DNA-binding transcription factor activity.
CAUAUAUUAAGUUUAUAAAUAAUUGAUUUAUUAAUUAGUUAAGAUUAAAAAUGCUGCUCUGAAAUCUCAUGCUCCCCAUCUGCAGAAAUAUACUCUUACACCCUCCACCAAACUGAUCAAAAAGCCUUAUCUUUUCAAACCCCAUUACAUCUCCCUUCAACUGCUGAUAUUAUUUUUUUAUUCACCCUCUUUCUAAUUUCCUCAUUCUUUUAAGUACUUUCUACAAAUUUUAAAUUCAACCCUUCUGUACUUCCUAUCUAUAUAAGCAUGCCUAUAACCGACUAAAACUCUACUGUUUCAAAAUUACUCAGAUCAAGUUUUCGUGAUAUAGAAUUAAAGAAGUUGGUUAGUGUGGUAGUACCAGACUGAUAAAGAAGGUGAUAUCAAGCUGAGGUUUUGAUCCAAUUCUUUCAACAAAAUAUUCUUUCUUCUGGAUCUGAUAUUGGUAUAAAAGAAUCAGAAUCUUACUGUUUCUUUAGGGGGAAUUCUUUUAUCCAUGGAUAGUGUGGGAUGGCAUGGCUGGACCAACCAACAAGAUGAAGAAAGCUUCAUGGUUUCUAAUAACUCAAAUUGUUAUGGCUAUGGUGGCAAGAUAGAUCAAACAGAAGAUAUCUUCCAUCCAAUUCAUGUGAUUCAGAAAGCUCAAGCUUCGCUUAUAAAUUCAAAAUUGUGUUCUUCUCCUUUUAUGAACACUUAUGGCACAACUUCAAUGAGCAAUUUGGUGGCUAAUAUUGGGCUGCAGGUGUUUCAACAACAUGCUCUCUUGAGUUCUUGUUGUUUGCUCUCAGCUAGUAAUAGCAACACUGAUACAUCAGUUGAAGAUGAUGGGAUCUCCAAUUUCUCUGAUUGCAGAAGAAAUUAUGGAACUGGUACCAAUAGCACAGUUUCAUCAGGCGAGGAGAACAAUGCCUCAUCCAUGCGAAAUAACAAGGAGUUCAAUUGUCAGUCAAUGAGAUUGAAGAAACAGUCUCUCCAAGUUCCUCGGAUCAUCACAAUAUGUCCCAAUGGCCAAUGUCAAGAGAAAAAGCCUGCAGAUUCAACUUUAAAGAGAAGAAAUGAUCUAAUAUACUCCACUUAUCUUCUUCAAAGUACUGAUCAUUCUUCACUUGCAGAAGGUGGAUUUAGGCUUAUUUCCGAGAACCCUCCGAAGCGAAGAAACCGAGAUCAGAGAAGCGUCCAAGUAUCAUCAAACAUUAACUUUCAACAGCCAAGUUCUUCAGUAUCUUCUUCAAUAGAGGAGCCUGCUGAGGCCAUUGCUCACAUGAAAGAGAUGAUAUACCGAGCAGCGGCAUUCAGGCCGGUGAACCUAGGCCUGGAAGUGGUGGAAAAGCCUAAGAGAAAGAAUGUUAGAAUAUCAACUGAUCCACAAACAGUGGCUGCCAGGCAAAGAAGGAGAAUAAGCGAAAGAAUUAGGGUUCUUCAAAGGCUAGCUGGUGGAAGCAAAAUGGACACUGCUUCCAUGCUUGAUGAAGGAAACUAUCUAAAUUCCUUAGAUCACAAGUUAAAGACUAGAAAACCUGAGCCAGAAACCCGAGUCGUCAGUAGUGAAUAA